Messenger RNA from Cynara cardunculus var. scolymus (artichoke), 1880 nucleotides. RefSeq names its product MLO-like protein 12. The coding region runs from base 49 to 1713 and encodes 554 amino acids. Gene Ontology annotation, cellular component: membrane. Gene Ontology annotation, biological process: defense response. The transcript is spliced from 15 exons. The record is from RefSeq and is a predicted model, not a curated record. Lineage: Eukaryota; Viridiplantae; Streptophyta; Magnoliopsida; Asterales; Asteraceae.
AGAGAGAGAAGAAAAAGAAGAAGAAGAAGAAGAAGAAGAAGAAGAGAGAUGGAUAGAGAGGAAGAAUAUGUAAAGUUAAAAGAGAGAUCAUUAGAGAUAACACCAUCAUGGGCAGUAGCAGUGGUGGUGUUUGUGAUACUUGCCAUUUCAAUUGCUCUUGAAUACAUCCUUCAUCUCAUUGGCCAUUGGUUACAUAAAAAACACAAGCCAGCACUCUAUGAAGCACUUGAAAAGAUCAAAGCAGAGUUGAUGCUUCUGGGAUUCAUAUCAUUGCUACUAACAGUUGGUCAAGGAACAAUUGCUGAUAUAUGUAUCCCAAGUAAAGUUGCAAGAACAUGGCACCCUUGUAAUAAAAAAACUGCCGACGAUGCAUACGACGAUCCUUGUCUUAAAAAGGGAAAGGUGCAAAUGGUGUCAAAUUAUGGGAUACACCAACUCCACAUAUUCAUUUUUGUGUUGGCUGUUUUUCAUGUCUUGUAUUGCAUUCUUACACUGAUUUUGGGAAGGAUCAAGAUGAAAAAGUGGAAGGCUUGGGAGGAUGAAACAAAGACGGUUGAAUACCAGUACCAUAAUGAUCCAGAAAGAUUCAGGUUUGCAAGAGAGACAACAUUUGGACGCCGACAUUUGAGAUUUUGGAGCGACUCGACUCUUCUCUUAUGGAUCGGUUGUUUUUUCAGACAAUUUUUCACAUCAGUCGCAAAGGUUGAUUACCUUACCCUUAGACAUGGAUUCAUCAACGCACAUUUAACUCCCGAGAGUACACAACGGUUUGAUUUCCACAAAUACAUCAGUAGAUCGCUUGAAGAAGAUUUCAAAGUUGUCGUUGGAAUAAGUCCUACUGUAUGGUUCUUUGCUGUUUUGCUUCUUCUCACCAACACCCAUGAUUGGUAUGCAUACCUUUGGCUGCCCUUCAUCCCAUUGAUUAUAAUACUUUUGGUGGGAGCAAAGCUACAAGUGGUGAUAACGAAGAUGGGGCGGAGGACUCAUGAAAUGGCUGAUGUGGUGAAGGGUACACCGAUGGUUCAACCAGGGGACGACCUCUUCUGGUUCGGUCGACCCCAGCUCAUACUCCUCUUGAUCAACUUUGUUCUCUUUCAGAACGCGUUUCAACUGGCGUUUUUCAUGUGGAGUUGGUAUACAUUCGGCUUGCGGUCUUGCUUCCACCAUCGCAUUGAAGACAUUGUCAUCAGGAUCACAAUGGGGGUAGUGAUACAAUUCCUGUGCAGUUACGUGACACUCCCUUUAUACGCGUUGGUAACACAGAUGGGUACACGAAUGAAACCAACAAUUUUCAGUGACCAUGUAGCAAAAGCACUAAAAACUUGGCACCACACAGCCAAAAAGAACAUCAAGCAUGGCAACCAUUCAGCCCCAACUUCACCAUUCUCAAGCAGACCUGGAACCCCACUCCAUGGAAGCACAUCUCCAAUGUAUCUCUUGCACAGAUACCCAAAAGAUAGUCUUGAGAGCCCUUCCAAUUCUCCAAGAGGCUCGAAUUUCGAGCACGAAGGUUGGGCCAACGAGUCUCCUUCGAACCACAGGCAUAACCAUCGAGAAGAUGGGGACGUUGGAAGAGACGACAUACACGAUCUUGAAGAAAACGAAAUUCAAGCACCACAGUCGAGCUCGAUUGAAUUGCCAACAGGACCACGGCCAGUGAGGACCCAACAUGAGGUUGAUAUUACGGACUUUUCGUUCGGCCCAGGUAAAUAAGUAGCGUGUAUAUCGAAGAAUGCGUUGUCCAUAACUACAACUAAUCGAUCAAGAUGUACCGAUUCCCUAUAUGCUCUACAGUAUAUACGUGUAUGACUACGAUUUAUUGAACAUCCGGGUUUCAACCCAAAAUAUUGAAGGAACUCGCUAUCAUUGCACUUGUAUAC